UAUCGAAUAGAACGUCGUAAGGUGUGUUUCACAAGUGGCCAACUCAGGCAGAAAAAAAAUAUCUAACAAAAAACAAUUAAAAACGAGAAAAAUAAUAAAAACGUUAUUAAAAUUUCCAAAUACUUAGAUUGCAACAUUUGAGCCUGAAGUUAUAAAAUUAUUAACAAUUAUUAGUUGGCAAACUUUGUAACGCACAUCAAAAACGAAUUAUUUUUUUUUUAAGAAAAAGUGAUAUUUAACUUAAAAAGUUUAAAAAAAGUAAUAUCAGUUUUCUUAGUGCAAAAAAAAAGUUUUUUAAAAAAUAUAAAAAUGAAAUAUUUAAUUAGUUUAUUUAUGAUUGUUGUAUGUUGUCUGCAACAAUGUUGCUGGGCUCAAAGCACAACAGUUCGUCCCUACAAAUUCGGUUUCACCAUAGACGAACAACAACAUCGUUCGGAAUCAAGAGAUGAGCGUGGUAUUGUGAUGGGAGAAUUUGGUUUUAUAACAGCUGAUGGAAUUUAUCAUGUAACAGUAUAUGCCACCGAUGAGCAAGGUCGAUUUCGUAUACUAGCCAUGAGAAAUUAUCCUUAUGAAUCGCCGCCCAAAACUGUUGAGGUAAUGGUACAGCCAAAGAUAGCUCCAACGACUACUACCACUGCAAAACCUUUGCCUAAACAUAAUUUCAAUACAGAAGCUUGUUCGGGCUGCUUUCUAACCAAUGGCAACAAUAAACCUAAAGGUCUUAAUGGCAUAGAAAGUAAAACUGUGAAGAAUGAUAUAAGACCUUUGUCGAAAUCAUUGUCUACUAGUGGUACUAAUGCUGCGGUUAAUCCUAAAAUUCCUAACAAGAAUGUAGGAGCAGCACAGGAAAACACAUUAACCAAAAUACCAACAAAGAAUUCUUUUGAGCCACAAAACACUGAUACUACAGCACAGGAAAACACUUUAACUCAAACACCCUUAAAGAACUCAGUUGGGGAUUUAGAUGAGGCAUCUACACAAGGUAAGAAAACACAGCUAAAGCUUAUGCUUGAACAACCUAGUGAAGCCGACUUAUUUCCCCAAGCAGCAGCAAAUCCUGCAACCUUGAAUAAAAACUCCGGCAAGCAACCUAUACAAACAACACCAAACACAAAUACAUUAAACAAGCAAUACACUACAAGUCCCACAGUUAGCAAAAACACCAACCAAAAAACAGUAAAACCUUUGUCUGGUAGUCCUGACGCAGCAAAGACAAACACCGGAAAUCCACCACCCAUAAUGGACAUUAUAAUGCAAAAAGUGCUUCCUGCUAUAAUGGGUAAAACACCUUCUGCCACCCCAACACAAACUACAACCCUUAAUAAACCAAAUGCAGUGCCAUCUGGCAAAAAACCUAACGGUAUAUCCGGUUCAUCUUCAUCUUCUCCUUCGGCAAACGGUGAUGGUGAUUUGUAUCGUUUCAAAUACAUUUUAGACUAUCACGGCCAUACUGAGACCGGUAAACGAAACGGCAAUAAGGAGGGCACUUACUAUGCCAUUGGCGAUGAUGAUGUUGAACGUACUAUUGAAUAUGUGGCAAAUGAAAAUGGCUAUCAGCCACGUAUACGUUGGCGUAAAUUAGAUCGCAAUGAAAUCAAGUCCAAAGAAAAUACUCUUAAAGAUUACGAAUUCGUGUGGUUUAAUCAAUAAGCGAAUGAGGAAAGAAAACAACUUCAUAAAUUAUAGAAAAAUUAUUUAAAUUUUUUUGAAAUGUGUUCAUUUUACUGAUCCA
This is a messenger RNA of Lucilia cuprina (Australian sheep blowfly), 1732 nucleotides long. It is a transcript of the gene l(3)mbn, whose product is annotated as protein lethal(3)malignant blood neoplasm 1. Gene Ontology annotation, cellular component: chitin-based extracellular matrix. NCBI's taxonomy places the organism in Eukaryota, Metazoa, Arthropoda, Insecta, Diptera, Calliphoridae. The coding region runs from base 310 to 1650 and encodes 446 amino acids. The record is from RefSeq and is a predicted model, not a curated record. The transcript is spliced from 7 exons. Gene Ontology annotation, molecular function: structural constituent of chitin-based larval cuticle.